This is a messenger RNA of Cercopithifilaria johnstoni, 1065 nucleotides long. NCBI's taxonomy places the organism in Eukaryota, Metazoa, Nematoda, Chromadorea, Rhabditida, Onchocercidae. The record is from the annotation of a GenBank genome assembly.
AUGUAUUACUUGGUAGUGAUUGCUUUGCCGAUGUAUAUCACGCAAAUAACGGCAUCAAAUAAUGGGAGUCUGCCAAUACAAGCAGGAGUAGGAAAUAACAAGGAAAUUACGAUCGCAGCUAAUAACACUAAGACAAAAGAAAAAUGGUUCAAAUGCCAGGUAUGCGAUAAGCAAUUCGGACGUGCAGGCACUCUGAAAUACCAUAUUAGGACACAUACCGGUGAAAAAAAUUACCUAUGUAUGAUAUGCGAUAAGCAAUUCGGACGUGCAGACACUCUGAGAUACCAUAUGAGGAUACACACCGGUGAAAAAAAUUACAUAUGUAAGAUAUGCGAUAAGCAAUUCAGACGUUCAGGCACUCUGAAAUGCCAUAUGAGGAUACAUACCGGUGAAAGAAACUACAUAUGUAAGGUAUGUGAUAAGCAAUUCAGAUAUACAAGCCAUCUGAAAUGCCAUGUGAGGACACAUACCGGUGACAACAACUAUGUAUGUAAGGUAUGCAACAAAACAUUCAAUCAGCAUUCAAACAUGAAGGCACACGAACUGACACAUAACAACAUACGACCAUUCAAAUGUGAACAGUGUGGUAGGAAUUUCACUCGGAAUUAUAAUUUGAAAAAACACGUGAAUUCACACAAAUGUUCGAAUGAAAAGCUGUGUUCUAUCUCGGGCGAUCUGAAUCGAAACAAAUCGGCGCGGGUGGAAGUACGACCAUUCAAAUGUGAAAUGUGCUAUAAAGCUUUCAAAGAGCGUCACCUUCUGAAAUACCAUAUAAUGACACAUAUGGACGAAAAAACAGGGAAAUGCAACUUAUGCGGUAAAGCAUUCAAUUGCCGUUCAGCUCUUCAGAGACACAAAUUGACCCAUGAAAACGUGCGAUUCGAUUGUAAACAAUGUGGUAGGAAUUUCACUCGAAAGUAUAAUUUGAAUAAACACAUGAAAAUGCAUAAUAAUACGAUUGAAAAUCUGUAUUUGACAGUGAACUCCUUAAUUGUUUCGAUAGCAGAAGAUAUCAUUGACACAGAAAUAUUAAUAAUGGAAAUUCUAGCAUUCACAAGUAUAUAA